CACAAUGCCGUGCGGCAUAAGGCGGAAGCAAUGUCUCAAAGAGGAGGAAGUAAGCGGCCAGACCGGGUGACGUGUCCGGUACCUACAGACAUGGCUGCUCAGGGAGAGGUAGACGAGCUUUUUGACGUGAAAAAUAAUUUCUAUAUCGGCAGCUACCAACAGAGCAUCAACGAGGCACAGAGGGUGAAGGUAAGGAAGGAGUGACAGACAUGGCAGGUGGGGGGCAGCAUACUGACUGAGUGAACGACUGCCAUAGUACAGGGCUGUGAUAUGGGGAGGCAGAAGGUACCUGAUUUCACAUAAUAAAAGGGAGAGUGAACAAUUAUCAAACAGUAUCAGGGUUAUUCACUGAAGGGAGAACUCAAAGUUAAAGGAGCACUAUAGUGCCAGGAAAAACAAACUCGUUUUCCUGGCAUUAUAGGGUCAUUUGGUCCCCCCCCCUCCCGCCGGGCUGGGCUGAAUGGCUUAAAACACCUUCAGCCACUUACCUUUUUCCAGCGCCUAGGCUCCCUCGGCGCUGGGGAACUCUCCGCCCCCUGCCGACGUCAGAUCUGAAUGUGCAUGCGCGGCAAGAGCUGCAGCGUUUAAACAGCCCAGAUAAAAAGCAUUACUCAAUGCUUUCCUAUGGACGUCCAGUGUCUUCUCACUGUGAUUUUCACAGUAAGAAUCGCGGAAGCGGACUCUAGCGGCUGUCAGUGAGACAGCCUCUUGAGACUGGAUUAACCCUCAGUGUAAACCUAGCAGUUUCAGCUGCAGGGUUAAAACUAGAGGGACCUGGCACCCAGACCACUUCAUUGAGCUGAAGUGGUCUGGGUGUCUAUAGUGGUCCUUUAAUUUAAAGACCAUGUUUACAUUACUGCUUAGUAACACCUCCAGUGACAGUCACUCAGACGGCUACUAAAGGUGCUUCCUGGGUCAGAGGUGCACAGUGUGCAUCACUUUUGUUCAGUUUCUCCACGCUGUGCAUGGAGGAGUUAAACACUUCCCACAGAGAUGCAUGCAUUCAAGACAUCUUUAUGAAAAGAUGCUGAUUAGCGCAGUACAGCAGAUUGCUGCGCAUGUGGAACAGCCUUACAAUGCUUUCCUAUGGUAAAAGCGGGGUGGCACUGGAAUAAAGCUGAGUAAAUAGUGUUUUCAUAGUUAUAGUGGCAGGAAUAGAUUUUGUAUUCCUGAUAUUGGUGUUUCUUAACAUCGAUAAGUGGUGAGUUUGACAAUUAAGUUGAAAAUUCUGCUAAAUUGUGCAGUUUGGUAGCUUUCUGCAACUCGCCAUAUAUUUUGGAGAAAAAUUGACAAAAGACUUUUGAAAUAAUGUUUGGAUGUGUUGAACGGAUGCGCAGCAUUGCAUAAUUAAUCAUAUCUACACAUUACUUAUCUGUUAUAUCUUACAGCCUUCAAGUCCAGAAAAAGAAGUAGAAAGGGAUGUAUUCCUAUACAGAGCAUACAUCGCUCAGGUUAGUUAUAAUUUGAUUUAACUGUGGAUUAUAUCUUUUGCACAAUAUUAUAUUCUCUCCCAUUGACCCUGGUAACAAUUUUCUACAUUUAGUUACAUGUUACAUCUGUGUGGGUUUUUUUCCAUUUUAAAUACUCAUUUAUCUAUCAUAUACAUUUUUAUUUUCCCACUCUAUUUUAGAGGAAAUAUGGCGUAGUUCUGGAUGAAAUCCGUUCCAAUGCCAACUCAGAAUUGCAGGCUGUCCGAAUGUUUGCUGAUUAUCUCUCCAGUGAAAAUCGAAGGUAUGCAUCUCUUAAAUUUAACAGAAGAGUAAUAAACAGAUGCUCUUCAGCAUUUAUUUGCAUCUGUGACUAUCUUCUACUUUUAUCUAGCUUCGAACCUUAAAGGGACGCUUCAGGCACCCAGACCACUUCUGCUCAUUGGAGUGGUCUGGGUGACAACUCCCACUAUCCUUAACCCUGCAACUGUAAAUAUUGCAGUUUUCUUAAACUGCAAUAUUUACAUUGCAGGGUUAACUCCUCCUAGUGGCUGUCUACUAGACAGCCACUAGAGGGCACUUCCUGGUUUAUAGCACAGGUUUUCUGUGCUAUAGCGUCGCUGGACGUCCUCACACUAUGUGAGGACCUCCAGCAUCGCUAAAAUCCCCAUAGGAAAGCAUUGAAAGUAUUUUCAAUGCUUUCCUAUGGAGAGGUCUAAUGCAUGUGCGCGGCAUUGCCGCACAUGCGCAAUAGGUCUCCCCCGCCGGCGGCCGUGCAUGUGCAAUCGGUUUCCCCCGCCGGAUGAUGUCAGCGGGGGAGGAGUGUGGGCGGACCCUAAACCAGCGCGGAGGGACAUCGGCGCUGGUCUUAGGUAAGUCAGUGAAGGGGCUCUAACCCCUUUAGCAACAUGAGAUGGGGGGUGGGAGGCAGAGGGGACAUCCAGUACCAGGAAAACUAUUUAUUUUCCUUGCACUGGAGUGUUCCUUUAAAGUUCAACCAUCAUGACAGUUUCACUUUUCUGCUUUGCACUUAUUUAUGAAGGUCAUACAUAACAUAUCGUAAAGGUAAAUUAUAUUUUGCAUUGAAGUACCCGGCUUGUCCUACCAACAUCAUAAUUACUGAUGCUCUCAGCAAGUACAGUGCUUUCGUAAGGAACCUUUGGGGAAGGGGGCUACUGAGCAUGUGCGGCAAUUGCCACACUGUGCCAGUCAGCAUCUCCUCAUAGAGAUACAUUAACUCAAUCCAUCUGUAUGGGGAGCAUUCAACGUCUUUUGCAGAAGACUGAUCCUGCAAAGAUGGCAGUUCCACAGCAGGAAGUGCCUUAAGUGACAUGAAUGACAGCCACUAGAGUGUUCUUAGCGACAAAUGUAAACAGUGCCUUUUCUCAUAAAAUGCAGUGUUUUCAAUUGUGAAACUGCAGGGACAGUUCAUUUGCACUAUAACUACUAAAGUGUCCUGUAGUGGUUAUGGUGCCGCCUCUCUAUAUUAAGUCGUCAAACCAUUUUAGAAUAGUUUGAUUCUUACCAGGUGUCACUUCCUGCCUGUACUACUUAAAUCAGGGAGCUGAAAGCUCUCUGCCUGGCAAUUCAGGGCCUAGGCCACUGGCUGAGAGCGAGCAACUGGCAAUCUCAGCCAAUGAGAUAGUCUUGCACAGGAGAGCUAACCAAAGCUCCUGCCCAGGAACUUCUGGCUUUCUGGUGGAAGCAGUGCAGGUGGCAAACAGCACUGGCUGAUUCCAAGUAAUAAGCAAAACCACUUGCCUUAAAGGACCACUAUAGUGCCAGGAAAACAUACUCGUUUUCCUGGCACUAUAGUACCCUGAUUGUGCCCCCACCCUCAGGGUCCUCCUCCCGCCCGGCUCUGGAAAGGGGUGAAAACUUACCUUUUUCCAGCGCUGGGCGAAGAGCUCUCCUCCUCCGAUCCUCCUCUUCUCCUCCCAUGCAGCUGAAUGCGCACGCGCGGCAAGAGCUGCGCGCGCAUUCAGCCGGUCACAUAGGAAAGCAUUCAUAAUGCUUUCCUAUGGACGCUGGCGUGCUCUCACUGUGAAAAUCACAGUGAGAAGCACGCAAGCGCCUCUAGUAGCUGUCAAUGAGACAGCCACUAGAGGAAAUAGGGGAAGGCUUAACCCAUUCACAAACAUAGCAGUUUCUCUGAAACUGCUAUGUUUAUGAAAAAAUGGGUUAAUCCUAUCUGGACCUGGCACCCAGACCACUUCAUUAAGCUGAAGUGGUCUGGGUGCCUGGAGUGGUCCUUUAACUGCUACUAUGCCCUGUUUUAGUUUUGGUGCGUGGAUUGUUCCAUUAAUUUUAUAUCAUGGUGAUUUUUUUUAUUUUAUAGAAGAAAUCUGCAGUGAACAGAAAAUGCCAAAACAUACAUGACUUUCCUAUCCUUCCGUUUACACGGGCCAUUAUUGCAUAACCCAGUUUUUAACCAAUUAUUGUUAUUUUUAAGUAAUGCAUGUAUCAAGGCUAUUGCUUAUUAAUUAUUUUAUCCUAGAAGGUUAUGUAAGACUAGUUUUUUGGGAGAUAGAUGCAUCAGAAACGGGUUGAUGACUCUAAUCCUAUAUGGUGGCUGGAGGGACGUUUCUGAGGAAAAUUUGUGUUAAGGAGUUGGAAUCCUGCAGUCUUCUUUUGUUUCUGCAGUCCCCAUGCAGAUUGAGUUCUAUAAGCAUAAUUAUGCUUGUUUUGGUUUGAAUGAAUCAAAUAGGAGCUUGCUCCCGAGAAAUGCAAACUCCGUUGAACAUCCAUCCACUUUAAAUGUAAAUUAAAAUCUAUGGAUAGCAAUUUUACUUGGUACAAAGGCUAAUUAUGAUCCACACAAGAACACCACAGUGCGUGUAAAUAGCUCUACGCUAUACAAUGUAACAAGUACCUCAGCAGCCUAAGCCCUAGAGGGAUUGCUUGUGCUACUAAAAUAAGAUCGAGAACCACAAAUCUGUCCCUAACCUCCGCCAACAGUACAGCUAAUGUGUCCUCUGUUAACUACAAAUGGCAACCUACAUACUGUCUCAGACAAACACUCUAAGCACUGGGUUGUUGCUCCGCCCCCUCCAACAUCACCCCACAUGGGGUGCGCAUGUGCGGCCAAAGCCGCAAGUGCAUUAGGCCUUCCCUACAGGAAAGCAUUGUUGCAAUGCUUUCCUAUGGGGAAUUAACUGUUGCUAGAUGUCCUCUGGAAGAGCGUGAGUAUGUCCAGCAUCAGUAAUGCGAACAAAAGUCGCCUAACCACCAGGAAGUGCCUCUAGUGGCUGACAACCACUAGAGGCAGUAUUAACCCUGCAAGGUAAUUAUUGCAGUUUCUCCAAAACUUUAAUAAUUACCAUUUCAAGGUUAAGGGGACAGAGACGGUGCACCCAGACCAGUUUAAUGAGAUGAAGUGGCCUGGCUGCCUGUAGCCUCCCUUUUAACAACCCUGCAAUACACAAGUGCUGGUAAGAGUUAUUGAAGGACAUACAAAAAGCAAAUAUUUUGGGUCUUUUAAUUUUUGAAAAUAUUUUAACCAAAUGUGGGCUUGAAGUAGUGAGUAGCUUGUAGGCUUGUCUAGUAGCAUAUGAAUUAAACUUCUGAGCGCUUUAUGUACAUACAUACACACAUGAUUACUAGGAAUGUGUAAAUAAUUGUUUUAAGACUCUCCAGGUAACUAUCAGACAGACUGAUUCAUCCAUAUGUGGAUUAAAAUGCAUUUCAUUUGUCCAGGAUGCACAGAACAAAUAUUUGCCUAAUAAAAACCGAUUAUGUGACUUAACCACAUAUGUCCCAUGUGUGAUUAAUGGAUAACUGAAAAGCCAGAAAUAAACAUAUUAAUAGUAUGGUAGACUACGGCCUUUAUGUUAAUCUUAAAUUAUGCUUUACAGAGAUGCUAUUGUCGCAGAGCUGGACAAAAAAAUGUCAAAAAGCGUUGACAUUACCAACACAACAUUCCUGCUGAUGGCAGCUUCAAUUUAUUUCCAUGAUGGCAAUACGGAUGCGGCUCUACGAGCACUUCACCAAGGAGACAGUUUAGAAUGGUAUGUCCAGUUUCUUUUGUUUGCAUAGUAAACGUAUGCUAAAGUUCUUUGUUUGUUUAGAUAUUUUGUUCAUACCCCCUUAGUGGUCCUCUCCUCUCCAUUUCCUUUAAUGGUCCUUCUUUACCCUCCCUUGUGUGUCUCCUUACCGCUCUUUGAAGCAUGGCCGAGAGGCGUGCACCGCGAUGCUGUAGCUUCUAUGUCCUGUAUCCAGUCUGACAGGAAGUGAUCUCUCAGUGAGCACUUCCUGUUAGUCUGGCCGGGUACAUGAAUCAGAAGCUUCUGUAAAACGGUCCGUGACGAAAUUCUGUUCACCAGGUGUGAAAUUCUACUCACCAGGGUUAAAUUUUCAAAUGCUGAUGGCGAGUGUAAAUUUUGAGCCCUGGUUUUAUCAGUAGGUCAUGUUAAACUUUUGAUAAUGUUUUAGGAACAUUAAAAAUACUCUCAAUUGUUAGCAGGGUUAUUCACUAAAUCUUUACUUACUGGGCACUCAGUUGCUACUUUUUAGUUAAAGUGAGCAGCCCCUGUCUGCUCACUAUUUAAAAGAUAUUUCCCCAAGUGCAGCAUGAUGCGUAGGGCAUAACAUCUUUUAUGAUAAUAUGGGGAUCAUGUUGACCACAUAAACUUUUUUUAUUAUUAUUUAUCUAUUUAUUUUUGACUUUGUAAUGUGGGGGCUGGCUAACAAGCACUGGUCUGAAAUCACAUAAUUAACCCUUGUUAUUUAUGAACAAGUUUAUUAACCCUUGUUUAUUUUUUGUUGAUUUUUUUUAAAACUAUUUACCUGCGGACUGUGAGCUGGUAAAUAGUAAUUCAAACUGUCGUACAUAGAAUCCUAUACUUUGUAUAGGGUUAGGAGACAAAAAACACUAAUUUUUAAGCAGAUGGGUGCAUAUUCUGCUGUUGAUCAAAUUCUGACCGAAAUUGGCUUUAGUAAAUAUGAGAUUUACCAUUCUGUCAGAAUUUGUCAAUUUUCACAGAAUUUUUUCUUCUGUUGCAUUAUUAACCCUGUAAUUUUCAAUACGUUUUGAAGAGCUUAUUUGCAGUAACGAUCUCACAUCACAAAGCGUAGUAGUAUUAUAGUAUAAGCCAACCUCUUACAGCCCAUAUACUACAUGCUCAUGUUGAAAAAAAGUAGGUAUGUAGAAUAGAUGGAAUAUAUCUGCCUGAGAUGUAUUUCUUUGUAUUGCUGUUUCUCAUAUUUGUGUUAUUCAUAAAGGCUAGAUCGAUGACAGUGAUGAUGGCUGUCCCUCUAUAGGUCUCCUCUCCACACAUGAUCUCUGGAGGUCACCCAAAAUGACCACUGGAGUCUCAGCCACCUUUAUUAUAAUUCUUUUCUCCUCAGAUUGCUAAAUCUGGUCGGGCGACAUGCUCUAGGAAGAGUGCUUAUUGCGCCAAACUUCUUCCAUUUAAGAAUUGUGGAGGCCACUGUGCUCUUGGGAACCUUCAAUGCAGCCUAACCGCUCUGCAGACAGUUCCUGUGACCUCAUGGCUCGUGCUUUUUGCUCUGAUAAGCAUUUACUGCUGUGAGACCUUAUGUAGACAGCCAUGGGCAUUUCCAAAUCAGUAGAAUUGGCAACAGGUGGACUCCAAUCAAAGUACAGAAACAUUUCAAAGAUGAUUCCGAGAAAUAGGAUAUAUCUAAGCUAAAUUUCAAGUGUUGGAGCAAAGGGUGAAUAUUCAUGUCAAUGUGAUAUGAGUUUUUUUCAUUGUAGUACAAUUGCCAAGUUUUUUUUUUUUGUUUUUUUUUUCUAAAAAAAUAAAUCUGGUGUAUGCUUUUGUCAUUAUGGAGUUUUGAGAGUAAAUGUUGUGUGUAUGUAUAUAUGUGUGUGUGUGUGUGUGUAUGUAUAUAUAUAUAUAUAUAUAUAUAUAUAUAUAUAUAUAUAUAUAUAUAUAUAUAUAUAUAUAUAUAUAUAUAUAUAUAUAUUUGGUUUUUGGUUUUUUUUAACAAUUGUAGCAAGGUUGCAUGAUUUAAAAAAAAAUUUAAAGUGUGAAGGGGUUUGAAUACUACUUGAAUACACUGCAUAAAGCUAUGUAUAUCACAUUUUAUUCUGAGUUGUCCGGCCCAUCUCCUAAUGUUGGACAUGCUUAUGUCACAGUGACAGCAUAUGUAAGCUGUAAUUUUCAUCUUAAAAUAUGUAAUACUGUCCGUUUCAUUAUGAUGAAGUAGAUGUUGGAUCUGGUUUGUUUGUUUUUUGGACUAAUUAUUAACUAUAUGUCUAAAGUUUGUAUUUAUAUUUUAUAUUUGUGUUCUUUUACAGCAUGGCCACAAAAAUCCAAAUACUGCUGAAACUUGAUAGGCUUGACUUAGCCAGGUAAUAAUUUAUAGCUGGUCUAUCUACUUGAACACAACAUAUAUAAAAAGUUUAAGGCAGAAUUCAGAAAUGCCAAUUAAUACUUGACAUUGAAGAACAAAAACAAACUACAAAAGGAUACAUACAGACAAAUCUGAAUUCAAAAUUAUUUUGAUAGGCAAGAAUCUAAUGUUGUCCUUGAUCAUUAACGGUUAUCAUUAAUUGAAUAUAUACAAAAUGUAAUUCACCAAAACAAGAGUAGGUUAUGCCAUAGUAGUAGCUUCAAUUAUCAGAUUAAAUGUGUGAAAUAUUUUCGCAAACUGAUAGCCGUCAUACCACAAUUUCUAUUAGUUUACACCCAGCAUGGUUCACUGUGUAGUGAACAGGGCUGUGCACAGUGAUUACCAGAGCCACUUACCGCACGUGGAAGAAAUAGAACUCAAUCCAAGUUGUAAAAAAAAAUGGACAUAAUUAACAGAGCAAAUAUGAGCAUCUCAUUCGCCUGAUCAACAACGGAGCACUAGUACAGGAUAGUCUCUGAAUUAUUAUAAACCUUGUAAUUUAUGUUUCUUAUACUAUUAUACUACUGUUUUACUGUGCAAUGAUAAACCAAACAUUUUAUAGAUACUUACUAAAUAUAAAGUAUAAUAAAAGGUACAGCGUAAAUACACAGUGUCCCUAUAAAACAACUCUCUGCAUAAUAAUAGGAAUCCACUUGUGAGCAACUGGGAGGAAAAAAUAGCUAAAAAAAGAACAAAAUGACAGUUGCCUUUCUUAUAUCAACCUCUUGUCUUUACACCCUUUUCUUAUCACUAUACUGAACAUUGGGUGGGUGUAUUAUUAUUAUAGAUUUUGUGUCUGCAAAUUACACACAGUAUUCACAUAAAAGGACUCACUCCAUUUAUUUUUCAUCCUACCAGAAAGGAAUUGAAGAAAAUGGUGGAUUUGGAUGAAGAUGCAACACUAACACAGCUGGCAACAGCUUGGGUCAACAUUGCCACAGUAAGCAUUACCAAGCUAACUGAGAACAAAUUUUAGAUAAUCAGGUCAGGGCUGUCUGUCAAAUUGAAUUAUCAGCUGUUGCUACUAACAUUUUGCUACUUAAAGGGAUACUAUAGUGAUGGGAAUACAAAGACACUAGAGGUUGGCUUAGUCCUGCAAUGUAAACAUUGCAGUUUUUCUAAAACUGCACUGUUUUACAUUGCAAUACUAAGGGUUGCAAAAGCCUGUCCCUACACAUAUCUUCAAAAAAAACAUUUUAACAUUUGCAUUGUUUGGAGCUUUGGUAACUGGCACUUGAUACUAGUGAGGUGGUAGUAGUAUCUGAUCAGUUACUAUUCCAAACUGGUCUACCUACUUAUUGCCAGCCAACCUGCAAAAUUCUAUCCGCUACUUUUAGUUGUCGUCUUUGAAGCUUGUGCCAAGAAAUUUGAAUCUCUUCUGAAAUGUACUUGAAUGGUUGAAGCCAAUUCCUUUAUUUGUUAUGGCCUUUGCUCCAUUGCAUAUCAAAUGGCUGGAAAUCCAAUUCCAAUUUUCCAAGAUAGUCUGAAAAUCCAUUAAUAUUUUAUGUUCACAGAUGCUCCAAGAUGUCUCCUGCAGUUUGACCAUUUUACCAGUAUUCUGUGUCUCAUUCCGUUCAUAUUAUUAUAUGUUUGUCAGCUUCUCUUCUAUCCUUUACCAGGGUGGAGACAAGUUGCAAGAUGCUUUUUACAUCUUCCAAGAGAUGUCAGAAAAAUACUCCUCUACCCUACUUUUGCUGAAUGGACAGGCAACUUGUUAUAUGGGUCAAGGCAAGUGGGAGGAUGCAGAAGGCGUCCUGCAAGAAGCUUUGGACAAGGUAUGACCUUUUACAUUCUUAGUUUGUCUGUCUAAAUGUAUGUGUUUAUUGGCCAUUCACUUAAUGAAAUGUGUAAUAAAUGUUUAGUCAACAUUCGUAUUGAUUAAAGGGAACCUAUAGGCACCAAAACAACAUUCGCUUAAUGAUGCAGUUUUCAUGGACAGAUCAUGCACUUGCAGUCUCACUACUCAAUUAUAUGCCAUUUAGGAGUUAAAUCACAUUGUUUACAGUCCUAGUCAUUCCUCGCCUGCCUGCAACUUGCACAGCCUUUCUAAAUACUUCCUGUAAAGAGAGAACUAAUGUUUAAACUUCCUUUAUCACACAGCCUGUUUAAUUUAGAAUGUAUUUCCUUCUGUAUUAAUACCCUACUGUAGCCUUGUGUGUGAUUAGAGUUCAAUUUGCAGAGUAGGAGGGGAAACACCUCAUACUUCUGUUUCUUAAUGUAUUUGCCAACCAAGACUACUGUGCUAGGAAAUGCAAAUGUAAAGUAGCAGAGUAAGCUACAGAACAUUUCUAUUUAUGGUGUAACCCACAAUUUACUUUUGGUGAGCUACUUAUUCUCUGAAAUCUACUGUAAGGUGCAUCCAUAUUGUGCAUUUGCUCCACUGAGCUAACCAUCCAGGUCGUGGCAGGACUGGUUGUCUUACAGCCACAGUUAAUUUUUAAAAGUGACAAUUUCUUUUAAAAUCUGUACUUUAUGUAAAAUGAUAAAAAGAGAACACACUCUUUACACAUAAAGCACUUCAUGAAGCUGAAGUGUUUUAGGGGUUAGGAGUGCCCCUUUAAUGCAACUAAUAUGUAGUAAUAUUUCUUUCCCAUACAGGAUAGCAACCAUCCAGAAACUCUGAUCAACUUUAUCAUCCUUACUCAGCAUGUUGGUAAACCUCCAGAGGUAAGACUGUGCAUAUUAAACAUAUAAAAUUGCAUUAUUUUAAGAUAAGAAAAAAAACUACUGUAUUUUAUGUGUCUGAAAGGGUGGGCGGUAACUCAUAUAUGACCGUGCUUUGAUUCUAGGCGUUCAGAAAUUAUAUCCGCGCCGUUAUCUUUAUUUUUUCCCCUUUAUUAUCUAUUUCGUUUUCCACUCAUUUUGCCAAAUCUGUGCUAGACAUGAUUGAGCUAAUUUCGUAAGGCCUCUGUUUUUCUUUUUUUUUUUUUUUUAAUUAUCAUUCUAUAAAAGUAGAAGGAGGUAUAUUGCUUAGUAAAUCUUAAGUUUUAAAAGAAAAAUGUAAAAACACGUUUUGGAUGUGACAUUUAGUUCUGGAUUAUUAUAUCUAGCCACCAGUGAAGUGCUUAUGAGAAAUAAGGUGCUGCUGAAGUUGCCAGCUAAAAUAAAACAAAAUGUUUUAUAUGCCUGCUGAAAACCUAUUUAUCUUUUGGUUAUACAAUGUAAACAACCUGCAUGUGAGUAUAAUAUAUAAGGCUUACUAGCAUUAAAUGUAGGUCAGUACUCAUAUACAAUAGGUUUGCAGAAGAUGCAAUAGAUGACAAAUCAAGCUGAAAUGUGGGCGAUACAGUAAUGCUAAUCUAAUCUUUUACAUUAAAUAUAUUGUCUGAUAUUUUCACUGCUUCAGUUAAUAUUAUUAUUGCCAUUUAUAUAGCGCCAACUGAUUCCGUAGUGCUUUACAAUAUUAUGAGAUGGGGGAUUUAACUAUAAAUAGGACAAUUACAAGAAAGCAAGAACGAUAGGUUGACGGGGACCCUGCUCAAACGAGCUUACAGUCUAUAGGAGGUGGGGUAUAAAACACAUUGGGGGCGGAGCCUGAACGCUGAAGAGAACGGCCGCAAGAGAGAUUAGCUCAGAGCCCUAAACGAAGUUAAAACUACAUAAAACAACCCCCUCUUACACCCGGACCAACGGAAUCCACCCUGAGCACGUAUGGGGCGAAGGGGGGAAAAAAUUAGCCCACACAAGCCCACGUCGGGACUUACGAUAGGAGAAAUGUGGAGGCAGGCCCGGGGCACCAGCGAGUCAAACAUGGCGGCGCUGCAUGGCGAAUGUUGGGACUUCUCCAAGGAGCUAUCCGACGACAUGGAGGAAGACCACACACAGACUCCCAACCCUAAGCAAAAGGUAAAACAACGGGGAGCCGGGACAGACUCAAAGCCAGUCACCACAGCAGUCCUCAACUCUGCUGGCAGACCUGCAGAAACACAUCCACGAGGAUGUCACAGCGCUCCGCACGGACAUACAAGGCCUGACAGGCCGCAUCGCCACUCUGGAGGGAGCCUCACAGGUCCAGGACAUAAUCGCACUGCAGCACUCCAUACAGGAGCUGCAACAGCAGAACCAGCAACUCGAACAUCGCAUGGCAGUGCAGGAAGACUCCAGGCGGCAAAACAAUAUCAAGAUCAGGGGAGUCGCUGAGGGAAUAUCGGAGGCUGGCCUGCCAAAAGUCAUGGGGCGCCUACUGCCAGUGAUUCUGACAAACAAUCAAACCAUAAUACCUGCCUCAGAGGAGGUCUUCAGGGUCCCUAAACCUGCUAAUGUUCCAGCCGCAGCCUCAAGAGAUGUGAUAAUCACUCUCCGCAAACGUAAAGAAAAAGCAACAAUUCUCGCAGCCCUACGGGGAAGAACCCCCGCUUCGCUUUGAGGCCAUGAACCUGAUGUUCUACCCGGACCUAUCUGGAGGCACCCUGGCCUGGCGUAGGUCACUCAAGCCGAUCACCUCCGUGCUCCAGUCCCACAACAUCGAGUACCGCUGGCGAUCUCCAAGGGCACUGACGGUGAAACAAGGGACGACCACGCAUAUCAUCCAGGACAUGCACGAAGCACAGGCCUUACUGCAGACUCUGGGCCUGCCACACGAAUCCCUCACCCAGGUGGAGCUAACCAACAAUACUCCUUCAACCCAUACCUGGACACUGGGCAAGGCUACAUCAUUCAUUCCCCGAGACUCCACGCCGAUUACAUACGCGGUGGUCACCUCUUAGGAGCGACACCACACACGCCCCCCGGGGGGAAUCUGACACAACGCCGGACACUGGAAAGGUAAUAAAAACAAAGUAGCCGAGACCACCCACAGUACCCCACAUCUGCCCGACAAACCAUCCGACUAACCUCAACAGUAACAGACGGCUAACGCUGACCCUAUGAUACCGAUGGCUACAGUUUUACCCUAUUCUUGACCACUACGGACCCUAUAGGGUCCAACGCAGGGAAACAACACGGGGACUAUAUUACUCUGGGACACCUUUACCCAUCUUCGGCUUCUCAAGAGCAUUGUACGCUCUAAAUUUACUGCCAGCCACUCACAAGAGACCCACUCCCACCACUCAAUUCUUACUACACUGGUUUUAUUAACCCUGAUGCAGCAGUUUAAAAUUAACAUACUUGUGAUAUAUUGUAAACAUGAUUUCAAACUUGUAUACCUUACUAUGACAUACUGCCUAGCCCCUCCAGCUGACACAAGUGUUUAGACAUCCACUAGCCAGUGAUAACCUAAGGCAGUCUGUAACCAUUCAUGUUUAACCUUUUCGUAGUUAAUCUGUUUAUGUGCAACACGCAAGUCAAACACCUUUUAAAAGGUGCAAAGUUAAAAAUGGCUGCUCGAUGUUUAGACUUUUCUUCUGAACGUGUGCUUCCUUAACACUCUCAUUGCUACUAGAUCUAAAAAUUAAUCAGACAUACGCCUUAUAUACGAGAUCCUCCAGGGACGGUAUGGCUCUGCCAAGGCAUUGCCUGACAGGGCCAUGUGCCCUCGAGCGAGGCACCCAUGUCCCCCUCAGGACUUACAGCCAUACCCAGCUUGCCGGUACCAAAAGAGGCAAUAUUAAUAUACAUAUGUCAAAGUUAAUUUUAUGCUUGAUCGAAUUUCAGCAGACUGCAUUUACUCAUCUAUUUAGUUCCCCUCAGUGACCUAACCGGAGCUAACUUACUGAUUAAUCUUUGUGUUUUAACUAGUUCACAUGUAUCAGAACCUCGUACAAAUUACUCACAGCAAGCUUAUUUCGAUAUGGGUACCUACAGUAUAAGUGUCAUUAAUAGACUAGAAAUGUUCUAACUAAACUUGCUAACCUGUUUCAUAGCGACAACCUAACCCUAAUAUGAUAAUGUUGUCCUAGCUUGAAAAAUAACUUAACGCACUCAACAUACUAUUAACCCUGAAGGUACCUAGGAAUGUCAUAUGAAUGCCUAGAAAGAAACAAAACUUGUUGUUGAACCCAAAACUAUAUUGAUAAUGGCUUGUUUACUCUGCCAUUACUUAUUUUAUUUUUAAAAAAUGUAUGCAAACUUAACAUUCCACACAACUGUUAUAACUAUGAUCAUUGCGCCUGUUGAUGCUGUUGUGGCGACACAGGCACUGUUGUACCUACCUGCAUACCAAAAAUAAAGAAUAAAAAAAAAACACAUUGCGACAGGAAAUAGCAAUCAGAUACGGGUGGAGUGAAGCAGAGCUGGAAAAGAGAGUAAAGUGCUGCCCUUUAAGAGAGAGCAAGAGACAGGUAUGUGAGGUAGAGAUUACUCUGGGAGGCCAUAAGUUUUCCUAAAGAGAUGGGUUUUAAGGCACGUCUUAAACGAUUGAAGACUAGGGGAGAGUCUGGCGGUAGGCAGGCUAUUUCAUAGGAAGGUAGCCGCCUGCGAGAAGUCCUGCAAGCGUGAGUUGGCUGUACGGGUGCGAGCAGCGGACAGGAGAAGGUCACGAGCAGAGCAGAGAGACCGAGAAGGGGCAUACCUAUGGAUCUGUGAAGAGCUAUAAGAGGGGCUGGAAUCGUUCAGUGCUUUAUAGGUAUGGGUUAGCACUUUAAAUUGACUCCUAUAGGAUACAGGAAGCCAAUGUAAGGACUGACAGAGGGGUGAGGUGUGAGUGGAAAAUAAGUCUGGCGGCAGCAUUCAUUACAGCAUUACAGACUGUAGUGGGGCAAUACGGCUUUUGGGAAGAUCAAUUAGGAGAGAGUUACAAUAAUUCAUACGGGAAACUACUAGAGCAUUGUCAAGCUCCUUGGUAGCAUCUUGCGUACAAAAGGGGUGGAUGCGGGCUAUGUUUUUUUUAAGAUGGAAUCUACAGGAUUUGGCAACAUUCUCGAUGUGAGUCCCAAAGGUGAGGCCAGAAUUAAGUAUGACGCCAAGACGCUUGCAAGGAUGGACUUACGUGGAUACCACUAACUUAAAGGGAGAGCGAAAGAGGAGGAUCAGUAUUAGGAAGAGGAAAGACAAGGAGCUCAGUUUUACAGAGAUUUUGUUUCAGAAAGCAGGAGGACAUCCAGUCAGAGAUGGAAGAAAGGCAAGCAGUGACAUGUUGCAGGACGGCAUGGGAGAGGUCUGGGGAGGAGAGCUAUAUCUGGGUGUCAUCAGCAUACAGGUAGUAGUGGAAUCCAAAUGAGGUAAUAAGUUUGCCAAGAGAGGCAGUAUAAAGAGAAAAUAGAAGGGGACCAAGGACAGAGCCUUGGGGGACUCUUACCGAGACAGGAGACCCUGAAUAAGCGUUGGGAGAGAUAAGAGGAAAGUCACAGAGACUGAGUGAUUGAUUGAAGAGUUUGAAGAAGGAGAGCAUGAUCAACGGUGUCAAAAGCAGCAGAGAGGUCAAGAUGAAUUAAUAUGGAGUAGUGGUCUUUGGAUUUAGCUGCAAUUAGGUCGUUAGUAACUUUGAUAAGAGCAGUCUCAGUAGAGUGGAGAGGCCAGAAGCCAGAUUGAAGAGGGUCAAGGAGAGAGUUGGAAUUGAGGAAGUGAGACAUACGGGUAAAGACAAGUCUUUCCAGAAGCUUUGGGGGAAAAGGGAGCAGGGAUGUAAGACAAUAGUUAGAGGGGGAGGACGGGUCAAGAGAUGUUUUUUCAGGAUAGGUACUACAGUGGCAUGUUUAAGGUCAGCAGGGACAACACCAGAAGAGAGAGAGCUGUUGAAGAUGUGUGUUAAGAAAGGCACAAGACAGGGGAAGCGAGAUCUGAUAAGGUGAGAUGGGACAGGUUCGAGCGGACAAGUGAUGGGGCGAGAGGAAAGGAGAAGCACAGCCACCUCUUCGGUAGCCGGGGAGAAAGUCUGAAGGGUAGAAAAGGCAUGAUCAACGUGUGGUUGAGAAAGAGAAUGGCAAGGUGGGGUGAAUUGUUUCCUUAGCUGUUCAAUCUUGUCGGUAAAGUAGCAUGCAAAGCUGUAAGGUUAGUUUGGGGGGUGACCACAGCAGGGUGAAGAAGAGAGUUAAAGGUGUCAUAGAGACGGCUGUGAUUGCAGGGGCACGAACUAAUGAUACAGGAAAAGUAUGACUGUUUGGCAAGGGCAAGGGCUGCAUUGUAUGAACACAAUAUGAAUCUAUAAUGGAGAUAGUUUGCCUAGGUGCUAAGCUUCCUCCAGGAGCGUACAGCACAAUGGGAGCAUCUUUGCAGGUAGUGUGUUGAUUUAGUAUGCCACGGUUGGGGUCGUGCCCUCCUCGAGGUGCAUGUUUGGAGCAGGGCUGCUGCGUUCAAGGCAGAGGUGCGUUUAUCACACAUAUAUCAAAGUAGCUGUUGAUUUCAAACAAUCGUGAUUCAACAGUAAAUGUUAAUGAAACAUAUUUUGGACAAUUCUGAAAUGGUAUUAUAUGUGGAGAUGGCCAGUGAGUGACAGGAGAGGGAAGGGAUGGAUAGCAGUUGUGAAUCAAUAUUAGCUAAUAGCUGCUUGAGGUCAAUAAAAUUAAAGUUCCUCCUGAGUUGAGGGUGGUUAGGCUGAGAAUGUUGGGUGAGGGGGUACUUGUGAGCAAAUGAUAAGAGCAUAAGAGAAAAUGAGGUUGAGGGUUUUGCCAUCUACAUGGAUGGGAGAAUUAGCCCACUGUGAUAGUCCAAGGGAGGUAAGUAAUUGAAAGUAGUUUAGAGGCUGCUGAGGUCAAAGGUGAGUUAAUGGGAAUAAUGAAGUCCCCGAGAAUUGGGGAUGGAAUAUUAAAAGAGAGGAAGUAGGGUAGCCAGGCAGCAAAGUGGUCAAGGAACUGGAGAGGGGAAACAGGGGGGCGAUAAAUAACAGCAAUGUUAGCAGAGAAGGGUUUGAAGAGGUGAAUUGAAUUCAUUUCAAAUGAUGGGAAGGGGGGUGGGUAGAUGUUUGAAUGAGCAGUGAGGUGAGAGGAGAAACCCUACACCACCAACUUUACAUUCAGAGUGUCGUGAAGUUGAAGACCACCAAAGGAUAAAGAUGCAGCGGUAGCAUUGUCAGAGGGGGGGGAGCCAUGUUUCUGUUAAGACUAGUAAAUCUAGGGAACGAGAGAUGAAGAGGUCGCGGACAGCAGUGGAUUUUGUAAUAUUGCAAACAAAGCGUGCAUUCCAGAGGGCAGUAUUGGAGGAGGAUUUAGAGGAAGAGUAACAUGAGAUUGGUGUGGUUCCUUGAGUUAGUACGUGGUGGGUUUGCCAAGAUGGGACUGGGGUUUGCAGAGACAUCACCAGCUGCUAGGAGCAGAAGGAUAAAAAUGAAGUGAAGGUGGAAGUAGGAUUUGAACAUUUUGUAGGUCAAAUUUUCACUACUCAUUUUUUAAACAUUUAUUUCAUUUUAUGAAAGUUAGUGAUAUUUUUUUAAAUUUAUGUAUAUUGAUUUAUUUUUUUUUUUUUCAAUUUGACAAUUUUUAUUUUCACAGAAUUCGGGGUACAGAAAGAAGAGGGGAAGUGAGGGGUUAACCACAUUGUACAGCAUUGUCAGUAACAUCAUACAUAUAUUGUAGUAUCAAUAUUGCUCCUGUGUGGUAGGAUGGCUGGGGGGGGCCGGGGGGGGGAGGGUGAGAGGGUUUGCCACCCGCAUUUACCCUGUUCAGAGGGUCCUGUAUAUCUUGUUGGGCAAUAGCGUCCUGAGUGUUCCCUGACUCGUUUCCUGUUGGUUUUUAGUUACUGUUCUCCCGGAGUGUGCCUAUGUUUGGCUGGUCUACCUCCCGCUACUGGUGAAUUGUGUCAGACACCUCCCCACUGCUCCUCCUAUUCCUUGGGUUAUGUCGUGGUAUUAUUUGCUAUGACUCUUGCUCGUCAGAGUUGGAUAUUGGGGGCCAACUCUUUUCUUGGGCCAUGGUGUGGCUCUAAACUGUUUUGGUGCCCCAUUAAGUAUAUCCGUGGUUGUUGUGGUUACGGGUGAGUUAUUUGGGGUGUGGUGAGGUAUGAACAUCUUUGUUCGCCUUCCAGUAUUCUUUCCAGACCAAGUUGGCUUUUGCCAUUGUUUUAUUUAGGCCUCUUUGUUGUACCAGCAUUGAUUCGUACUGCCAGUUGGUGUUGAUUUGGGUAAGGAGGGUACUGAAGUUCGGUGGUGUAGGUGAUUUCCAUGAUCUAGCUAUCACUAAUGCAGCUGAUAUUAAAAUGUGGUAUGUGACUGCCCAUUGAACCCUAGUUAAUUCUUCUGGCGGUAUGUAUAGGAGACACAUCUCUAUCGUGGGCUCUACGUUAGUGUUCGUUAUUUGUUGAAUGAGAUGUCCCACCUUGCGCCAGAAUGGUUGUAUGUUAUCACAGGACCACCAUGUGUGUAACAUCGUUCCCACCUGUUGCUUGCACCUCCAGCAUUGAUUCGUGAAGGAUUGUGGCCAUAUUUUAUGAAUCCUCUCUGGUACCAGGUACCAGCGAUAUAAAAUUUUCCUUUGGAGUUCUAAGUGGUUAGUGCAUGACGUGAUGCCUUUGUGUGAUGAGUAUGCUUUUGUCCAGUGUUCCUCACUGAUUGUGCGGUUCAGUUCUUUGUGCCAGGCAUGUUUGUACGUGGUUUUAAUGUUAGUCUGGGAAUGGAUCAAGGCUUUAUAGCACAGUGAUAACACUUUUUUGGGGGGUAAUGUGUUUGUGCAAAUUUUUUCAAAGGUAGAUAAUUUCUGGAGAAGUUCGUCGUGUAGUGUUUGGGGUCGGGUGUGUUGUAGGCAUGACUUAAGUUGCAGGUACGGAAACAGCAUCUUGCUGGGGAGGUUAUACAUGGUUUGUAGUUCCGGGAAUUGCAUGAAUUUCCCCCCAUCAUAUAGCUGUUCAAUGAGUUUAAUGUCAUGCUCUAACCAACUUUUUGGAUUUAGUGUUGGUAUGAUCCUGGACAGCACCUCCAUUGGAGUCGCUAGGGGUAUGGGUUGGUAGGCCGUCACUUUUUUCUGUACGGAGUCCCAUAUUUCUAGUAAUAAUUGGGAUGUGGGGAGUAGAUGCUGUGUCGUGUGUCUGCAGUGUUUCGGGGUCCAUAAGUAUGAAUAGAUUGUGGUAUGGUGGGCCCAAUAGGAUUCUACUUCCAGCCAUUGUGGUUGGUCUGGUCGUGGUAUAAGCUGUGAUAUUGUAUGGAGGAUUGCUGCAGUGUAAUAAGAUUGUAUGUCGGGGAACCCAAGACCGCCUUUAUUCACCUCUCUUUGUAUAAUCUUGGUGGCUAUUCUAAUCUUUUUGUUUUGCCACACGAAUCUGAGGAGUAAGUUUUGGGUCGUGAGAAAGAAGCUCUUGGGCAGUGGAAUUUGUAAAGUUCUAUAGAGAUAUUGGAGUUUAGGUAGGAGCGUCAUUUUUACUGCCGUUAUACGGCCUACCCAGGAUAUGUAUUUUCCUUCCCAGGUUUUUAGGGUGUCUUUAAAGUUCGAUAAAAUGCUCAAGUAAUUGAGCUUGAAAAGGUGUACCGGGUUUUUCGUGAUUUUGAGGCCUAGGAAUGUUAGGAAGUCUGUACGCCAGUCUAAUGGGAAUUUCUCCUUUAGUGUUUCCAUUUGUUGUUUGUGGAUAUUUAUCCCCAUAACCUGUGUUUUAGUUAAGUUGAGUUUGUAAUAGGAGAAUUUCCCGUAUUGUUCUAUGUGUUUCAUAAGGUUGGGCAGUGGAAUAAAUGGUUCUGUCAGUGUCAAAAAUAUGUCAUCAGCAAAUAUACUUAGUUUAUAUUCCUUGGUUCCCAGCGUGACUCCUUUUAUGGAGAUUUCAUCUCUAAUUUUGGCUGCUAGUGGUUCUAAUGCUAAGACAUAUAGCAUAGGCGACAGUGGGCAGCCUUGUCUCGUCCCGUUUGUGAUCUUAAAGGGUUCUGAGCAGAACCCGGCUGUCACGACUUUGGCUGUGGGCUUGUUGUAUAGGGCUCUAAUCACGUUGAUGAAUUGUUGUGGGAAUGAGAAUUUGUGUAGCACUGCCUGCAGAAAAGACCAACUAAGGCGAUCGAAGGCCUUCUCCGCGACCAAGGACACCAGAAGGCCCCCGAUUCCCCCCCCUCCUCAUGCUGUGCAACAGGUCCAGUACUUUGCGUGUGUUGUCUGAUCCCUGCCUUCCAGCUACGAAGCCCACCUGGUCUGUGUGGAUCAGGUGAGGUAGUAUGCGGCUCAGUCUUUGUGCAUGGACCUUGGCAUAUAUUUUAGCGUCGGUGUUGAGGAGUGAUAUCGGACGGAAGUUGGGGCAGUGAGUUGGUGGUUUGCCUGGUUUGGGGAGAGUAAUAACAUGUGCCGUGAGUAGUUCCUUGGGAAGUGUGCUAGUUUGGGUGGCAUAGUUAAAUAGUUGCGCAAGGUAAGGAGAUAAAAUGUGUUGGAAUUUCUGGUAGUACAGGUUAGUGAAGCCGUCGGGGCCCGGUGCUUCAUUUUUCGGCAGUGCUUUUAUCACAGCUCCUACCUCAUGUGUCGUCACGGGGGCUGUUAAUUCUGCCAUCUGGGAGGGUGAUAGUGUCGGUAGUUGUGUGUUUGCUAGAUAUGCAUGUAUAUCUUAAUCCCUUUGUUUUAAUUGGUCCGAGGUCUCUAAAUUAUAUAAUUUUUCGUAGUAGGAGGCGAAGGCGUUGCUUAUCUCCACCGGGGAGAUGAGUUUUUUGUUAUUCUGGUCUAUGAUGUAUUGUAUUCUGCUGUUAGUUGUUCUGCUUUUGAGUCUAGCUGCUAGUAAUUUGCUCGCUUUGUUGCCUUGUGUAUAUUGUUGUUGUUUAAGUCUAUGUAAGUUGUAGCUCACUCUUUGUAGUGUGUGUUCUUUAAUUUUGUCCUGUAAGUCCUUGAUUUGGGUGUGCAGUGAUACUGUCGGGGAUGUUUUGUGUUUGGUGGUGAGAUCCGACAGUUGAGUGUUCCAUGUUAUCCAUUGUGCCUGGGUGGCACGCUUGGUCCUUGCUGCUGUUUGAAUCAGCAAGCCUCUAAUGACUGGUUUGUGCGCCUGCCAUAUCAUGUCUAUGUUAGUGUGCUCUGUAUUGUUCACGUUAAAAUAUUGUGUGAUUUCUUCCUCUAGGUGUUGAAUGAUCGUCGGGUUGUGUAGUAGGGAUUCAUUAAGUCUCCAUGGGCUUUUGUGCUUGAAGUCGUAUUGGUCUUUGAUCGUUAGUGUUGUUGCUGCAUGGUCUGACCAGCUGAUUGUGUGGAUAUUGCAGUCUAGUAUCUGGUCUAGAUGUUGUCUGUGGGUAUGGAAUCUGUCUAUCCGCGUGUACGUUUUGUGCGGUGCAGAGUAGUACGUGUAGUCUUUUAACUGUGGAUGAAGUACUCUCCACGAAUCGUAUAGUUGAUGGUCCUCUAAUAGUUUCUGAUAUUUUGUGCACGCUUGAGUCUGUUUUGAUCUGGGUUUGGAGCUAAGUUGCGCUGUGGAAUCUAGCUUUGGGUCUGUAAUGUGAUUGAAAUCACCACAUAAGAUCAACAUGCCUUUCUGUAGUUGUGUUAUUUUAGUUAACAACUUGUGAAGGAAAUUUCUUUGGUCUGUAUUUGGUGCGUAGAUGGAGACUAUGGUGUAUAGGGUGUUAUUUAUGGUGCAUACUAAUAUUAUGUGUCUGCCCAAAGGGUCGAUAUAGGAGUCGUGGUGUGUGAAUGCGACUUUGUUGCUAAUGAGUAUUGACACUCCUUUGGAUUUGUGUCCUGUUGUGGCGUGGAAUUGGUGAGGGAAUAAGUCUAGUCUUAAGGUUGGGUUUGUUUUAAAAUGUGUUUCCUGGAGGCAUAUUAUCUCUGCUUGUUCUUGUUUCAAGUCCCUAAAGAGGCAGUGGCGCUUGUACGGGGUGUUUAGACCUUUUACGUUAUGUGAGUAUAUUUUCAUGUUGUGGUUUCAGUGGGUAAUAGCUGUCUGUCACUGGAGUUGUAUUUGUGUUGUGCUUCAGUGUAGCAUUCACCGGGAGACUAAACUUUAUAUUUGGCUUCCCCUUGGGCUCGGGAUUUCCUCGUUCAGGGUAUGGUUGUUCGUGGUCGUGGUUAUGGGCUGUCUUGAGUCGUUUGACUUUGGUGGCUAGGAUAGUGAAUAGCGGGGUAAGGGGGAGUAACUGGGAGAGAGCAUAUUGGUAGUCGUCACUACUAAUACCCAAAUUCGGGUGUGGCUACUAUUCCGCGUAGCCUCUAGGGGUCGUGGAGUGGGUUUGAACUUUGUACUACAACUGUUGGCUAGUCCUUCCGUGUCUGGAGACAAGAGGUGUGGUACCUAUAAAGUCCUAUAUGGUUCGGAGCCAAGAGCUCGACCAAUUCUUUAUACCCUAACCGUGUCCCGUCCUUGCCAUGCGUGCUUGAGGUUUCGUGUCUCAGUGUGUGUUAUCUCUGUACCUCAGGUUUGGUGGCAUCUCGAGUGUGGGACUAGUCUACACUCCCAAUUCCCGAUCUGCUUCUCCCAUCGUAGUUGUAUAGUGAGAUUGGCAUUGGUAGUCACAAGACCAAGUUUCAACAGUCAAACAUAUAACCAGUAACAUAUAACCUUCCUGCAACCGCACUUUGAAGGUUCGCUGACGUGGUUUGCUUUUCUACAUUUAUAUUCUGUAUCUUAACGUCGUAGCUUUCUAUAGCUUCAGCCUAUAUCUUCCCUUGCCCGACUAGUGGUGCUGCCUUAUGGGGUUAGACGUUGUCACCCUUGUUAUCUCAUUGCUAGGGUUGGACUCUGUGGCCCUCGUUUAGCCUAUAGCCCGUGCUGUGAAGCUGCCUCCCAGACCUCUGGGGUGUUCUUGUGCAGCCAGAUCUUCCCAGAAGGUAAUCUCCAGGCACUGUAGCAGUUAGCAGACUGCUUCGCCAAUCUCCUUCCAUCUAGCAGUAAUACUACUCUUACUGAUGUAACUAGCAGUCCUUUUUUUUUAUUUUUUAUUUUUUUAUUUUUUUUUUGGUGACUUUCAACUACCAUUUCCUGAUCUGUGACUUAUACUGCUUCUGGGUGAUUUUAGGACCUGCCCUGGGAGGUGAACAAUGCAGUCAGCAUUUACAUAUUUUUGCUCGUUAAACUGAGACAUUUACACAACUCUAGCAAGGCAGAGGCUCGCAUUAACAAUAAACUCUGUGCAACUAUUUACAAUUAAGUAUGUUUCUUGGUCAUAUGAGUGCUCCCUUAGCUAUGGUAUAUUGAUUUAUUUAAAGAAAAUUUCCCUUUUUUUUUUAAUCUGGCAGGGCAUCCAUAUUGAGCAAGAUUUUACAGUCAUCUGACCAACUGUUGUUCAGCCUAAUUUGCCUGUUGCUGCAAUUGCUCUGUGUGAAUCUGCAGCAGCAGGCACAUUAGGUUGUGUAGUAAGUAGUUGGUCAGGUAAGAGUAGAUUAACUCAACAUGGCUGCUCAGCCAGAUAAAAAAAAAAAAAAGUAAAUGUUUUCUCAAAAAAAAUCAGAAUGUUUCCUAAUGUAAUAGGUAUGUUCUCUUAAAUAUAAAAAUGUGAAGGGGAAAUUUGAUGCUAAUUGUAUAAAGGCCCACUAUAGUAAUUAGAACCACUACAGCUUAAUGUAGUGGUUCUGGUGUCUAUUGCAUGUCCCUGCAAUGUUAGCACUGUAAAUGCUGCUUUUUCAGAAUUUUACAACACUCAAAUUGCACUAGGAGUGAUAUAAGAAAUAUAUUUCCAUAGAAACAGCACAGUUUCUUAUAUGCAUAAUAGUUUUCUAAGCUGUCAUGAGUCAAGUUACUUUGCAUUUACAUUUAUCACACAUAUAUCAAAGUAGCUGUUGAUUUCAAACAAUCGUGAUUCAACAGUAAAUGUUAAUGAAACAUAUUUUGGACAAUUCUGAAAUGGUAUUAAUCUUAGAUACUGCUCUAAAUUGCAUUGUCUUUUAAAUGCAGGUCACCAACCGUUACCUCUCUCAACUAAAGGAUGGACACCGAAAUCACCCUUUUAUAAAAGAAUUUCAGGCAAAGGUAAUUAUAAAAAAAAACAAAUUGGUCACCAGAUUAGUCAGCUGACAGCAGCCACAUAGUGUUACAAAUUCAGCACAUGGCUAGUCUACCCCACCUCUCCCUCUUUGCAAUGCUUCUCCUAGCUCUUAAUACCUUCAUAUAACUGUUCAAUCUCCAUCUCUGUUCUUCAGGCCUCACUUCACACUCAAACUCAGUGAAGCUCUGCAUUUUUUUCCCACCCACCCAGGUUCCCCCUUAAUAUAUAACCUGCUCCUCCAGCUGUUUGAGAUUUCUCACUCAAUUACGUCUUCAUUCCAUUUAUAUUUUACCAAUAGCUGCUUCUCUCUGUUAACUCUUUUAGCCAUCACCUCAAAAUUUCCCCUGGUACCUCUUGUCUUAAAUCCACAUUGUAUCCUUUAGAUUGUAAGUUCACGGGCCAUCUAGCUAAGCACUUUGUAUAAAAGAGCUCCAAAGGCUAGAUAUCAGCUUACAGGCAGGGCUCUCUCUACCUCUUGUAUUUGUUGGUGUAUACUGUACAUUCUCAACUAAUUGUACAGCGCUGUGGAAUCUGUUGGCGCUUUAUAAAUACCAGAAAUAAAUAAAUAAAACAGAGAUUAAUAAAGAGUUACACAGCUGAAAAGAGACUUGCGUCCAUCAAGUUCAGCCUUCCUCACAUUUGUUUUAGUUUUUUUUGCGGUUGAUCCAAAAGAAUGCAAAAAAAAAACAGUUCGAAGCACUUCCAAUUUUGCAACAAACUAGGAAAAAAAUUCCUUCUUGACCCCAGAAUGGCAAUCAGAUUUACCCUUGGAUCAAGAAGCUAUUACCCUACAUUGAAAAAUGUUAUCCUUGAAUAUUCUGUUUUUGCAAGUAUGCAUCUAGUAGCUGUUUGAACAUCUGUAUGGACUAUGAAAAAAAAAAAAACACUUCUUCGGGCAGAGAAUUCCACAUCCUUAUUGUUCUUGCAGUAAAAAAAAACUUUUCUUUGCCUUAGACAAAAUCUAAGUCUGUAUGAACAAUUUUUUAACAAGUACUGUGUAAAUGGUGCAAUUGGGAAAAUGUACAUGAACAAUUAUGAAUAGUUACAGGGAACAACAGUAAUGUUUUUGCGAAGAGUGAAUUACUGUAGUUGGGAGCUUAAAUAAGAUUAAUUUGAUGUGAUUUUGGAAAUUGCUUUUAGUACGUAAUUUUCCUUUCAACGAUUGUAAUAAUAAAAUAAAUCAAACUUAAUUUUUUUUAAAUACUGUUGAUUUAGUCCAAAAAAACAUUAAAAGUUUUGCUGUCACCUUUUUUGAUAUUGAAUUAAUUGUUCCAUGUUGACCAUAUACUUAAUGUUGCUUUCAUUUCUUUUAGGAGAAUGAAUUUGACCGCCUAGUCCUGCAGUAUGCCCCCAGUGCAUGAAGCUGAUAAUGUUAUUGUAUAUUACCUUGGAGAUCCUAGCACUAAGGCAGAAUAAGGAAAUACCAAAUUCAAACUCUUCUAGUGAAAACCUUCUUCAUUGUACAUUGAGUUAUCAAAGAAAACCUCCUUAUUGAGCAGGUUUUUUUUUUCUCAGAUUAAAUAUGACAUUCGACACUUGUAAUGCUCACAUAUAAGUAGCUCUCAGGCUUCAGUAUGUAGAUCUCUGAAAAACUGCAAUGUUAUUGUACUGUCAAAUGGCCAGAAUCACUCCCCGAUAUUCUGUUCUAUUGACAUUCCUAAUAAAAGUAUUUUUAUUUCUUGA
Pelobates cultripes (western spadefoot toad) is the source of this 25134-nucleotide messenger RNA. Lineage: Eukaryota; Metazoa; Chordata; Amphibia; Anura; Pelobatidae. The record is from the annotation of a GenBank genome assembly.